This is a messenger RNA of Fimicolochytrium jonesii, 3225 nucleotides long. Its product is annotated as tubulin-tyrosine ligase family-domain-containing protein. NCBI's taxonomy places the organism in Eukaryota, Fungi, Chytridiomycota, Chytridiomycetes, Spizellomycetales, Powellomycetaceae. Gene Ontology annotation, molecular function: tubulin binding; tubulin-glutamic acid ligase activity. Bases 310 to 2940 code for a protein of 876 amino acids. Gene Ontology annotation, biological process: protein polyglutamylation; microtubule cytoskeleton organization. Gene Ontology annotation, cellular component: cilium. The record is from RefSeq and is a predicted model, not a curated record. The transcript is spliced from 9 exons.
CGGAUUCCCUAAUUUUGUACCAUUUUGCAAAUACCACUGUAAGCUCAUCGAUAUCAACCGUACCGCUCGUUUACGAUGCCAGGUUGCUUCCGUAAUAAUGUGAUCAAAUCAGAAAAUUUCGACAGCGCGAACACGGAAAAGCUGUCAAUCCAGCUUUCUUGAACUAGAUUUAGAGUGAAACGGAUGGAGAGCUGCUCAAGUGACCCACUACCUACUUGCCCACCGUGUAUUAGUCAACAAAAUUGAGCUUGUCGAGGGGUUUCGAGAGGAGAAGUAGGACGAAAUAGCUGGUUUCGGGAGACAUACGACAUGUCCCGAUAUCAUGAAAGCAGUACAGGUUCGGACGAUGAUCCACUAGGGCAACCCAAACAAGCGCACCCCUCCGAAGCAUGCAGUGAAGAAGAUGACGACGAACUCUCGAUCCGUGAGGAUUCAGGGGAUGAUGGUGAUGACGACGAAGAACCCGAAUUCCUUAGCGACGACAGCGACCAGAACGAUCAGUACCCUCUGAGUGACGAAGAUUGCUUUUCUAGCGAUUCGUCAGUAAACGGCGAGGACGAUGAUAUGGAUGACAAUAAGGAUGCAUAUGCGGAGGAGGAAGACAUGAGCUUCUGUGCAUCGCUAUGCACAAGUCCCACUGUUAUUGCCGAGGAUGGAUCAGAUUCCGGGACUCGGGAUAUCGUUGUUGAGGCCGUCAGGAGGAUGUCCCUUGGCAUAGGAUUAACACCAAAGAGCAUUCAGAUGGGGACAUUGGGCGAAGAAAUUGUGGUUGAUCCGAUUUCUCGGAGCCUGUUUGAGGAUGGUGAGGAUGUACUUUACUUUCCGAAGCCGAACGAACGAGUGGGGCCACUACAUAAAAGCCUUCGCAAAGUCCUCAAGUGGAAGAUAGGAUCUUUUACACCCAAUGUCGUGCGUUAUGCGGUUUCCAGAGCGAAUUUUACACUCCUCAGGAAAGGAAAGCGGUGGAUAGGCAGUUGGGGCAAGCACUUCAGCUCCAAGAAGUUCAGACUGGUCCACCCGUGGCAGAAGGUCAAUCAUUUCCCUCGGAGCUUUGAGAUUGGGCGGAAGGAUAAGCUGCUCAUGAACUAUCAACGUCUGAGAAGAGCAUGCGAAGCGCAGAGCUUCGACUACUUGCCUGAGACGUAUAUUCUGCCCCGGCAGCGAGGCUCUCUGGAGAACGCCUUCGCCUCGCAUCCUCUGUGGAUUAUGAAGCCGCCAGCGUCUGCCCGGGGGCAAGGAAUCCGCGUGGUAAAAGACUUUGCUAAGGUGCCCCGAAAGAAACCCUUAGUUGUGUCGAGAUACAUCAUGCGGCCGUACCUCAUCGGGGGCCGCAAGUUCGAUAUUCGCUUGUAUGUCGCGGUCACAAGCUUUGAGCCUUUGCGCAUAUAUCUGUACCAAGAUGGUGUGGUGCGAUUUGCUUCGGAAAAGUACACGACGCAAAAGAGCUGCAUUCGCAACCGUUUCAUACAUCUGACAAAUUACAGCGUCGCAAAGCGACGAAGAAAGAGCGGGGCCAGCCUUGAAGAUCAUCGUCAUGGGACCUGUGUCAACGACUAUCUUCUCGGCGACACGCGGUUUCCUGCCAAAGCGUGUAAAUGGUCAUUCAAAGAUCUUCAAGAAUACUUCCGGCGGAUUGGAGUUGACUUUGCUCUCGUGUACGAGCAAAUCAAUGAUCUAAUAGUCAAAACAAUCAUCACUGGUCAUGCCGCGAACGUAUCAGGGAUGAGACUCUGCACGAGAAGUAGAGCGAGCUGCUUUGAGGUGUUUGGGUUUGAUGUUCUUCUAGACUCGCGGCUGAAGCCAUGGCUCAUGGAAGUCAACAUUUCGCCAUCACUGAAAGCGUCCAACGAGAUGGAUUUCGGCAUCAAGCUCGGCAUGGUGACAGAUCUCCUCAACCUCGUCGGCGUCCGGCUUCGCGAUAUCCGCGCCUGCAGAGAUUCUGCAAAAGACGAGAAACGACGAGAUGAAGGGCCUUUCGGUUCUUUCACAGCCGAGAAAGCCCGUCACAAGUCUUUCGUGAAUGCCAAGCCUUCUGAUUAUCUGACGGACAUGACUGCUGAGGAUCUGAAGAUUCUGAAGGAGGUAGAGGAUGAGUACACACGUCGAGGCGAUUUCGAGCGCCUGUUUCCGUCCCCAACCUCGUCGCAAUACGAUCGCUACUUCGAUGUUGUCCCAUACUUUGACCGACUUGUACAUCACUGGCUGAAUCAACCGGAUCUAUCAGAAGAUCCCGAUGCGCGAGUUGCAAAACUGCGCUGUCUCGUUCCGACACAGGACUCGGCAUGCUCCUUACCGAACCUAUCAAGGUCUGCAAGCUCUUCGUUGAGCGGUUUCCUGCCUUCGAGGUCGGCGUCGCCGGCUUCAACACGAUCGUCGACGUCAGGAUCUUCCACGUCGUUAGCAUUCGACAGAGCGGGCCGAGCAUCUUCUUCUUCUUCCGCAGGCGGCAGGAGCUCAGCAUCUCUCGCUGCAAAAAACAGUGGCCCGCGCGCCUCCUCAUAUUCGUCUCUGCAGCGGCGGGCAAUAAGCAACAUUAUGCUAUCUUCCAGGCCACUGAACAAUGAGCUUGCGGCGAGCAUGCGAAUGGCGUCCUCUGGACGGAUCUGUAGCAGCAGUGGCGGCUACAUGUCAGUGCGAUCUAUGAGGGUCGCACAAUCGCAAAUGCUGCCGCCUCGACCUCAAAGCUGCGGAGUUCAGACCGUUACGUACACUUCUCCGGCCGCAGCCACCGAUGGCAACCCCUAUGGCACCGCUGCCCAGUCUGUAACGGUCUUGAAAGUUCGGCACCUAUCACUCGCGGCUGGUCCAGCGGGGAAGGACGUCCGGAUGAUGGAUCUGAAACAGUUUCGUGGCUCGACAGGGGAUCUUCCCGCCUGGUCCGCUUCAGGGAAUCCUUCAGUACGGGCAAGCAAAAAGGAUACGGACAGGCGUAGAGAGUAGUAGGUGCCUAUCCUAGAGAGACCGUCUGCCUAUCCUAUAUACCUUCAAUUCUUAUUUCUUCAUCUAGACCCGUGUUGUUCUGAAUGAAGGUGUUCAGAAGCCGUUUAUCUACACUUCAGAUGCGUCUGUCUCCAUGCUCAUAACAGCAAGGUGGAAAGAGUGAUAUGCCUCAGCAUCACGAUGAGUGACAAAGAACGAAGAGUCGUAUAGAUUCACACUCAGAUUGAAUGAUAUGCGACAAUGUUUGUUACAGAUGGGAUGAUAUACACGCUGGGAUCUCUUGAA